Molecule: messenger RNA, 2225 nt
Organism: Onychostoma macrolepis
Lineage: Eukaryota; Metazoa; Chordata; Actinopteri; Cypriniformes; Cyprinidae
Product: pancreatic secretory granule membrane major glycoprotein GP2
Exons: 10
Coding region: 133-1359 (408 amino acids)
Biological process (GO): neutrophil migration
Cellular component (GO): cell surface; apical plasma membrane
Source: RefSeq, a predicted model, not a curated record
GAGGGCUGGAGAGAGCGUAAGCACUACGUCUGGCUCUGACAGCUAGUCGAGGUGAUAACAGUGAAGAUUUGGUGGAAAGGGCCGAAGACGGAACUACAUUUCAGGAGAGAAGAAGCCAGAAAGGCUUUAAGGAUGACACCUGCUACUCUGGCACUGACAUGUUCUUUGCUCUUAAUAUGGACAGUAACUUCUGCUGUGCAGAUUGAAGAAGGAGAACUCAAUGAGACGGUCAUUUGCACCAACGAUCAGAUGCAAGUUAUCAUUCCCAGUGUGUUUUUUCUGAACAAGGAGCCACCUGUUUACGUUUGGGAUAUGCACUUGAAUGAUCCUGACUGUCGAGGUGUUGAGGUUGGGAACGACUAUGUCUUCAGCAUCAAGACGAACCUCACAGACUGUGGCACCAUUAUGCCAGCCUCAAACAGCGCUACCACAACCCAGAGGACAAGCUUCACUCUGGCACGGCAUAAAUCUGUACUUGAGACCACGAGUAUCGAUGAGAGCCUCUCACAGGCAUCAGAUGAUACUCAUAUCAUGUUCACCAACACAAUCCGUAACAAUGAAACCGAUAUCAUCACCAGAAGCUACAUCAAUAUCACAUUUGGCUGUCGAUACCCCAUAAACUACAUGGUCCAGCAGCAAAACGGGGAGAAUCUGAUCAGAGUGGAUGUCAGGACAAUCACUCUGAACACGGAGGAUGGAAAUUUCUCAGUCUCCAUGCUGCUGUAUAAAGAUGAAGAGUUUCAGGAUAAAUGGACCACUGUUCCUUCUCUCACACUUGAGGACAACAUCUAUGUCAAAGUUUACAUGAUUCCAGCGAAUCUUUUUCUGAGAGUGGAGAGAUGUUGGGCCACACCAACCAAUGACCCUUACAGCAACAUUCAGUACACCUUCAUCAGGGACAGCUGUCCAGUGUUGUGGAAUGACCAGACACUAGCUGUGAUGAAGAACGGUCAAGGACCGGAAUCUCUGUUCAGGAUACAAAUGUUCAAGUUUGUUGGUAGCUCCUACACGGAUGUUUUCCUGCACUGCAACGUCCAGAUCUGUCAUAACACAGGAGGAGUGUGCCAGCCUAACUGCUCUUCUGAAGAUGCAUCAGUACGGACACGCAGGGAUGUUGCAUCAUCUCACACUGUCUCAUAUGGACCAAUCAGAAGGCUCAAAAUUGACAUAGAGAAUACUAGUCCAAGUUCAGAUUUGCCCCCUGUGGAAACCUUUGUAUUGGGUGGUCUGCUCUUCAUCCUGAUUGUCAUCACAGGAGUUUUUGGGAAACUCUGGCUCCAGAGCAGGAACUCGUAUCCGACCCAAGAGGCGCAGCUCACUCUCUCCAACAUCCACCAUAUCUCAGAGGUGGCCAGCUAACCUGGGAUCUCAUAUACACACAGUGUUGUGUGAAAUAUGUUCAGUUUGAAAGUUUUGUCUGCUAACCGAUUUUAUAGUAGUUGUUGUUUUUGUCUUUUAUUGUGAAAUAAAUAAAAACACUUUUUGAUUUCCUAACAGCUUAACUUACUUGAUAUACUGUUCAAAAUGAUUUAAUAAGCCACUUUGUGGUUGUGAAUAGUGCAGUCCCUGCUGAAAAGAACAAUAGAAUCCUGCCCAAAACACAAUAGAAAAUGUAAUGGAUUUAAUGGUUAUAAUGGGAAUUGUAUUGGUUUUAAUGGAAACUAUAAUGGUGUCUACUGGUAUGUGAUGGAUUCUAUUGGUGGGAUGUUGCCCAAAACACACUACAAAAAUGAAUUUUGUAAUGGUUUUACUGGAAAAAGCUAAUGUUUAUAAUGGUAUUUUAAUGGAAACCAUUGGAAUUUCUGUGAUGGUUUCUAUUGGGCUUCUAUUGUUUUUUUAGCAGGGGUAACAUACUCAUAGAUAAUGUGACAAUCUACACCUUUCUAGAGCACCUGUUUGAACUUGAGGAGAGCUGACUUCAUACAGUACAUCUAAAAAAUGAAGAACGGUGAAGUCAGUGAAGAAAAUCUCUAGAUCUUGGUUUGCUAUUUUUAAGCAUUUUAAAGUAUGGCUUAAGUUUACAAAUAGCCUACAUUUUUCUGGAGUCACUGUUCAACAUUAUGUUGGUCUAUCUGACCAUAGUUCUUGCUUAGAAACCAAAGUGUAAAUCUGUAUAACAAUUAAUAUCAGGCUUUAAACAUGCAUCCUCGUUAACUAUCUUUAUUAGUUAGAUCAGUGUAAUGGUUUCAAUAAAACACAAUGGUAUUUGUUAUGAAAUAUAGUAC